GACCAACCAACGCACAGACAAAAGGCGGGCGAAUUUCAGAGGCACACUUCCGCAAUCGGCGCGGCCGCCGCCGCAACGUGCCCCCUGUGCACUGACGUCUUCCACAUCCGGAGGGUGUUUCCUCGCGUUGUCGCCGCUCGCAUCAGACGGGCCGCCUUGCACGAUGGUGAGAUGGGCAGCGAGGAACCCGCCAAGACUGGCUACCUGCACGUCCUACACCAGGGAUUCCUCAAGAAGUCGUGGUUGCACAAGUACUGUGCCCUGUACGAUAGCGGCCGUCACGGCGUGAAGCGACUUGAGGUGUACGACUCGGAGGAGAGCUUCUCUCGCCAUGCCCAGCAAAAGUGCAUCACCUUGGAGGACUGCAUUAAGGUCGUGCCCGCGUUGCAGAAGCAGCAGCCCAACGUUUUCGAGGUGCAUACGCGGACUCAGAGCCAGCACUUCUCGGCCGACUCGUUCAGCGAGAUGACGGAGUGGAUCGAGGCGAUCAGAGGCGUCACGUUUGGACAGCAGGCUGUCGCGACAUCAGCAGCGCAGGAUUCGCCCACCCUGGAGGAGGAGAACACCCUGUACGGAUCUCUAGAUGCUCCGCACGUGUUUCGGGUGCGCGCCCUGCCGACGGAGGCCGGCGAGCGGUGCGGCCUACGAGGCUCAUUCUUUCUGCUGGUCGGACCCCGGGGCGUGACGCUGGCCGAGCGGGGCCCACGCGGCGCGCUGGGCGCCGCGCUGCUCUGGUGGCCGUACAACAGCAUCCGCCGGUACGGCCUUCUGGCCGGCACCUUCUCGCUUGAGGCCGGACGCAAGGCGGCCUCCGGCGAGGGCCUCUUCAGCUGGCACGCCACCGAUGCCGAAGACAUCUUCCGCGCGGUCGCCUCGUGCGUGCGCGCCUCGCUGGACGGCUCGGCGCUGCUCGAACAGCUGGAGCAGCACUGCUACGAGAACGUGCCCCUGGUUCAGAACGCUGGGGGGGACUCUGAAGACGUGCAGCACGUGCGCCGUAACGGCGACGAGUAUGCCGUGGUGCAGAAGGCCGAAAAUCUUUCAGCCGCAGUAAAAGAAAAAAAAAAACGUCACUUCACUCGCUCGUCUCCCACUCGGGUAGGCGCGCAAGCCCGCAGGAAGUGGGGUAGUUGGCAAAACUUUGGGACGAAUGUAUAGCGACUGCCUUGAUAUA
Rhipicephalus sanguineus (brown dog tick) is the source of this 1174-nucleotide messenger RNA. Its product is annotated as docking protein 1. Gene Ontology annotation, cellular component: cytoplasm. NCBI's taxonomy places the organism in Eukaryota, Metazoa, Arthropoda, Arachnida, Ixodida, Ixodidae. Gene Ontology annotation, biological process: positive regulation of MAPK cascade; cell surface receptor protein tyrosine kinase signaling pathway. The coding region runs from base 172 to 1158 and encodes 328 amino acids. The record is from RefSeq and is a predicted model, not a curated record. The transcript has 4 exons.